CCGAUCGAAACACUGCCUCUAUCGACGAGAUUCCGCUCACUUCAGCGGGACGAUGAUCGAUCUGAACGCGAUAUUGCCACGGUAUUGUUUGCACAACUUUAAUCUUCGGUAAACAUUUUAGUUAUCUCGUAUAUACACAUGUCUUACGGCCGGAGAGACGCAGGUUCUCGAAGGAGAAUCAGGUUCAGAGGUGAAAGUAGUCGGAGCGGCGAGUUUCUUCCGAGUGCAGCACCAAUCGGGGUCUUUGGACUAGUUCGUGGACAAAGACAGCCAUUCAGACGGGACGCAGACGAACGGAAUCACGCCUCAGGAGUAGGGGAAACAUAUAAUUCUAUCGUAACCCUGAAAAGCGGUUAGUGUGCUGUGAACGCUAUCUACUUCGCUCUGUCCUCCAAUUGGCAAAGAUGACGGGAUACAAGUUGGUGUACUUCAACGUGAUGGGCCUGGGAGAGCCCAUACGGUUUCUCUUGAGUUACGGCGGCGUGGAGUUUGAGGACGUCCGCGUCGAACUUGCAUCCGGCGAAUGGGCCAAAAUUAAGCCAACGACCCCGUUCGGUCAGAUGCCCACGCUGGAGAUCGACGGGAAGGUUUACUCGCAAACGUUGCCUAUUUGCCAAUACCUGGCCAAGCAAUUUAAUCUGCGCGGGAAGACCGACUUGGACAACCUGCAAAUCGACAGCAUCGCGAACGCUCUUCACGACUUCAGGAGACUCGUUGUAUCGGCCUACUACAGGGAGACCGACCCGGUGCUGAAGGCUAAGAAGAAGACCGACGUGUUCACGCAGGUGGUACCGUUCUACCUGGACAAAUUGGAGAAUCUGGUGAAGGACAAUGAGGGAUACUUGCAUGGAGGAGAGUUGAGCUACGCGGACCUAUUCUUCGUGGCCAUUUCGGACGCGCUAAGCACGGCCUACGAGUCCGACAUUACGACGGAUAAACCGCACCUGAAGUCGCUGAAGGAGAAGGUUCUAUCGAUUCCAAGCAUCAAGACGUAUGUGGAGAAAAGACCGAAAUUGACCUUCUAACAGUAGACAGUUCCUUUCAUCGUACAUUCUCAGCGUAUCAGCCAUACUUAUCGCAUGUAAGAGUCUAAUA
This is a messenger RNA of Nomia melanderi (Alkali bee), 1095 nucleotides long. It is a transcript of the gene GstS4, whose product is annotated as glutathione S-transferase S4. Lineage: Eukaryota; Metazoa; Arthropoda; Insecta; Hymenoptera; Halictidae. Gene Ontology annotation, biological process: glutathione metabolic process. Gene Ontology annotation, molecular function: glutathione transferase activity. The record is from RefSeq and is a predicted model, not a curated record.